UGCAUUCUUUGAAUAAAAAAAAGAAUAGAAAAUUUUUAUUUGUUUUUUAAAUUCGAUUAUUCGAUUUUUUCGUACAUUUUUCUUUUUGUUUUUGAAUUUCGGUUGAUUUUGAUUUAAUUAAUUUCAAAGAAAAACAAAAAAGAACACAAAACAAAGAAAAAAAGUGAAACAGUAGUGUUAAUUUAUAAGUGUUGCCAAUCAAAACGAAAAAUUUAUUCGGAAAUUAUUAAUUUUGAAUGAAGAUUAAAAUUUUAUAAAAGAUUCUCAUAUUAGAAAAUAUGAGAGCAACUUCAAGCUUAAAUUAACAAUAACGAACGAAAUUUUCAUUGUCUCUGAAAAGAAAUCAUUUUAUUUCACAAAAAAAAAGAAAAACAAACGAAAAACAAAGGAAAAUUUUUUCAAUGUUUUACAAUUAAAAAAAAGAAAGAAAAAAAAAUUUGUACCUUACGAAAAUUUCAUUUCUUUAGUGCUUUCUUAUAUUCUUGUAAAAAAAGCGAAUUAAAAAUUUAUGUAAAAUAAAAAAUGUAAAGUGAAAAUUAAAUAAUAAUAAAAAAGAAAACAAAGUAAUCAAAGAAGAAAACAGAAAACGAUUCGAUCAUUAAAAACGCCUUUCUUUUAAAAAAUAAAAUAAAAAUAACAAAAAAAAAAAACGUGUAGAACAGAACAAUAACAAAAGAGAAAAUAAAAAAAAAAAUACGGUAUAAUAAUUUGGUUAUGGAUUUCGGAGAGGAAUGGCAUUUAGCAGCACAAUCGAAACCGUUAGACAUUAGAAAAUCACCGGACGCUAAACUAGAAAAUUCAAGUAAAGAAAUUAAUUUAAAUAAUAAUAAAGCAAGAAUACAAGCAGAUCAUUCAAAAAUGGUGUCACCAUCGAAGCCGAAUGGCAAUGAAAACGACGAAGAAGAUUUGUUUAAAACAAUAAACGAGCUGUAUAAAAAUGUUAUACAACAAAAUAACAGUAAUAACGAUUUAGAUAUUGUAGAUCGGUAUAAUACGGAUUACAAUGAUAAUCAUCGAAAUAAUUAUCAGCCAACAACAACAACAAGAUUACAUUGGAAUUCGAAUCAUAACACAGAAAAAGAAAACGAAAACAGUUUUGAAGAAGAUCCACAAUAUAAUAAUAAUAUUGUUACGACCAAUGACAAUAAAAAUCCUAGACGAAGAGUUCGAAAACAUAAAUCUAAAAAAUAUAAUGAACAUACACAAGAGUAUGAGUCAUCAUCUUUAUCAUCAUCUCAAUCAUCACUAUCAUCAUCAGAUGAAGAUGAACCUAGCAAUAGUAAAGAAUCAAGCAGUAAAAUUCAAAAGAAAAAACAUGACAGCGAAACAGAAAAAUUAACAAAUUCACAAGAAGAUUUAGUUAGUGAAUUAAAAUCAAUUUUAGAAAAUGUAUCAUUCGAUUGGCGUAACAUUAAAGUAGAUCAUAACAAUGAUAAUAAGAAAACAGAAAAUAAUGAUAAUCAGCCAUUGACAAAUGGUAAUCAUUUAAAUGAAACAAGUGAAAGUGAAAAUGAUGAAGAUGACGGUGAUGACGACGACGACGACGACGAUGAUGAUGACGAUGAUGAAUAUUGGCAUUUUAAAAUUGAACAUAAUAGUCCGACAAAUAAAAAUAAUGAAGGAGCAACACAGGACAAUACUGAAAAUAUUUUAUCUAAAAUGCCUAACAACCGAACAAGAAGCUCAACAACACCCACAAAUUCAACAAUAUCACAUAAUAGAUCGCAAAGCAAAACCAAAACAAAUGAUAAACAUGAUACAGAACCACAAAAGAGAAGAAAACUUAAUAAUACUAAUAAUGAUAACUAUAUGACAACAUCAAGUGAUGAUAAUAAUGAAGAUGAAGAGUUUUAUCAUUUUAAAAUUGAGCAACCAACAACAAGUCCAGAAGUGCAAACACGAAAUACAGCUACGCCUACUCCGGCGAAAAUUAAAGCGAUAUCGCCAAUAACAAAUAAUAGCGUAAAUAGUUUUGUAGAGGAAGAAGAUAAAAGAGAUAGUCCAAAAAAGUCAAAAAAAGAUCUAGAAGAUCCCGGUUUCGAUUGGUCAGCUAUCGAAGAAACAAAAGACAGUGAAACUGAAACUGAUACCGGCAUAUCAUCAAAUACACCAAAACCAAUAAUAACAUUUGAAUCAGAAGCCAAUUUCGAAAAACAAACCGACAAUUAUGGGACAACUGAUAUUGAAACAAUUUCCACCGACAAUGAUAAUGAUGAUGAGGAAUUCUGGCAUUUUGAAAUUGAAAAUUCAAAAGUUAGUAGCGUUGUCGAAAUGGAUAAAAAAUUAAAUAUGGCCAUAAAAUCUGAAGAGAGUGAAGUAACAACUUUACGUGAAGAUGAUGAAGAUAAUACAUAUAACGAAUAUGAUACAAUCACCUCCAAUAGUAAUUAUAGGUCGGUUUCAAAACCAAAAAGCACACUGGACGAUGAAGGUUUUGAUUGGGAUUUCUACGAAACUCAAGAAGAAAGUACACAAAAUCAGAAUGAAUGUGAAAUUCAAGAUAUGUCAAAAGAUGAAGAACAGAAAACUGAUAUCACAGAAGAAGUUAGUGACAAUUCAUCAACUAAACCUAAACGACGAAAUUGGGUCGAAGAUGAGGAACCAUGGUGGUUUACUGGUGAAGAAAAUAAUGAGAUAAACGAGAACAGUGAAAGCCAAUCAGGUAAAACCGAUGAAGAAACAAAAAUAACUGAAGAAGUGGAGAAAAAAGAAAACGUUGAAGAAGCAAAUAAAGAUGAUGACACUCCAGUUUCUACAAUUCCAAUAAGGAGGAAUUGGACCGAAGCUGAACCGUGGUGGUUAGCAGAAGAAACUGAAAAAACUGAAAAUGGUACAAAUGAUCUUGAAAAGGAAGAAAAGAAUGAUAGCGAGGAUGAAACAGUAACAAUAACAUUAAAGGCAAAUAAUAGCUUAAGUACAGAACAUCAGAAAGACAAUACUGAAGAUGAAAUAAAAGUUGUCCCGUUACGAAGAAAUGCAACUGAAGAAAGCGCGUGGUGGUUAACUGACGAAACGGAAAAUAACACAAAUAAGGUCGAAAACAAUUUAGAAAACGUAAUUGAUACAAAUGGCAGCAAUGAAAGCGAACAGAAAAAUGAUACGGAGGAAAUUUCAUAUGUUCAAGAGAAGAAAUUAUACCCAGUUAGACGAAAUUGGACUGAAGAAGGGGCAUGGUGGUUAGAUGAUGAAGAAAAUAAUGAAAGCAAAACUAAUGAUGACGUAAAUGAAAGUGAUAGCAAUGAAGCAAAUCAAAAUGACAAUAAUGGUAUAAAUGGAACUGAUAAUGAAAAUAAAAAAGACAAUAAAGAUGAAAAUAGCACAACUCAUAUUGAUGAAAAUAAUAUUGACGAAAAUUUAGAAAACAAAGCUAAAAUUAAUCCAAUUCGAAGAAAUUGGACAGAAGAAGCACCAUGGUGGUUAGAUGAAAAUAAUGAAACAGAAGAAAAUAGUAAUAUUGACGUGUCAACAAAUGAAACGAAACCAACUGAAAUAAAUAAAAUUUCAGAGAAUGAGACAAAAGUGUGUUCUGUAAAUUCUGAAAAAGCAGAUUUAGCAACAACAUCAUCGAUAUCUUUAAAUCAAGAUGAAAACAAUAAUAGUAAUGAAAAAACAAUUAAAUAUGUUAAAAGAAAUUGGAGUGGUGAAACUGCGUGGUGGGGUGAAAAUAUAAACGAUGAAAACAACAAUGAGGAAAAUGACAAUAAAUCAAAUGAUAUCGUUAGUAAUAAAUUAGGAGAAAUCAACUCAAAUAAUGAAAAUAGUGAAAUAUAUGACACGGGUGAUGAAGAAUGGAUUUAUGAAGAAGUUAGUGAAGAAGAGACUGAUGAAAGUUAUGACAGUGAAGAUGAAAAAGUUAAAAAAUCAAGAAGUAAAAAAGGAUUAGAUGCAGAAGAGAAAAAAUCAGUAGUACCACCUCCACCUCCACCACCACCACCAUCUAGUGGUAUACCACCACCACCUCCACCACCUUUUGCACCACCUACUGAUUUUGAAAGGAAGGAAUUAACAUCUAAACAGAAACAAACAUUGGAAAAAUUAAAGUCAAGACCAAGGAAGAGACCAGACUGGUCAGAUAUGAUGAAGGAGGUUGAAAGAGGAAAAAAAUUAAAGCAUGUUGAAUGUAAUGACAGAUCCAAACCAAUAUUGACUAUUAGCAAAUCGGUAACAAAAGUUGAUGGUCAAUUUGUAUUUGAAACAGAAAAAGCAAAUGUUCAUAAUAAAUUAUUAAAGCAAAUUCAAUCGGGUGUUAAAUUAAAGCCAACAAAAUGUAAUGAUAGAAGUAAACCGAUAUUAGAAGGACUACGUAAAUUCAGACGUCAAAUGACUAUAGAGGAACAAAUACAAAAAUCUGAAUCAAAAGCAGUUCUAAAUCAGGCUGCUGUUCCAAAUGAAGUUCUAGAGGAUAGUCCUGAUGAAAUGGAUGAUAUCGAUAAAUUAAGAGAUGAUUUACAAAGCACAAAACAGAUGCUAGCUUUAGAAUUACGAAAUAAAGAAGCUCAAGAACGUGAAAAUAAACGUUUAUUAGCAAAAAUUGCAAAUUUAGAAGCUGAAUUAGCAAAUAAAGGCGGUGGUAGCGGUGAUAGUGGUGGUGGCGGUGGUGGUGGUAGUGUUGAUGAUAAGUUAGUUAAACAAUAUAAAAAGGAUGCUGAAGAUGCUAGAAAAGAAACAAAAACAAUAGAGAAAAAAUAUAAUGAUACUGCUGAAAAGUUAGAUGUAGCUAAAGGUCAAGUAGAAGAACAAAGAAGGAAAAUAAUUGAAUUAGAGAAGAAACUAAUGCAAGCAGUACAGGGUCAUUACUAUAAAAAUUCCAAUGGUUCAACAAAUAAACUUAAAUCGCAAUAUAGUUAUUGUGAUGAUGAAAAUUAUGAAUAUUAUUCAAAUAGUAAUUACCAGGGUAUUAUACCAUCAAGUAGCAACUUAAGAAGACAAAGUACAGUCAUAGGUAAAGAAAGUUCACCUGAAUUAGAAUUGGAAGAAUCUGAAGAUAAUGAAGAUGAUACAGAAGAAGAGAAAGAAGCACGUAAAGUUAGACGAUUGGAACGUGAAAUUGUAUUCUUAAGAACAAAACUAACAAAAUUAUUAGACAAGGAGAUGGCAGCUAAAAAAGAAAAAGCAAAUAUUAAAGAAGCAAUGAAAAAGAAUCAAACUUUGUUAAAACAAGAAACAAAGAAAUUGAAAAAAUUGGAAAAAGAAGUUGCAAAAAUGGCUGCAACAAUGACAUUAGACGAAGAUGACGAAGAGAAUGGACUCGAUGAAAAAGAUGAAGCCGAAGAAGACGAAAAAGAAGAAACGGAAUCUGAAGAAUCAGAAUCUGAAUCAGAAGAAGAAACUGAAUCUGAAAGUGAAGAAUCUGAACCAGAGGAUGCAUCAAACGAAAAGAAAAAAUCUAAUUUGGAACCAAGAGUUAAAAAGCAUGAAGGACGUUUAACUGCAUUGAAAAAGACUAAUUUCUUAUUGCAAACAAAUGUUGAUAGAUUACAAGAUGAAAUUAAUAUAACUAGAGAGAAAGCAGCUGAUUUACAACAGGAAUUGGAUGCAGUUUUAGCUGGAUUUUAAAGAAACACAAGAAAACAAUUAAUUAAUCUAUUAUAUAAAAUUAUUACUAUUGUUAUUGCAAUUUUUUUGUUCAAAUAUGUAGGGUUUUUUUUGUUUUUUUUUUAUAAAAAUCGAUUUUUAAAAAUAUAUAAAAGUUAUAGAGAAUUUUUCUUUCAAAAAAAUAUCAUUAAAUUUACCAAUUCCAAUUCAAAUAUUUAUCAAUAUUUCUUUUACAAAUUCACACACAUAAAUAUAUUGAAUACGAUUCAUAAAAUUAUUUAUUUCAAAAGGUUAAGGUCACUGACUAUAAUAACAAUAUACUUAUAUAGCAUUAAACAUACAUAAGUAUGUAUGUUACAAGAGAUUAUUAUUGUUGAACACGAUAAGUAAUCGAUAUUCGUGUCGUAUUAAAAUUAUAAAAUAUAAUAUAAAUAAUAGCUUCCAAGUCAACAAUAUUUGAAAAUUUAAAAAUGCUUUUAUGGUAAUUCAUGCAUGUUAAAUAAAAUUUUUAACAAUUUAAGUUUUAAAAAUGUAUAAGUACAUGGGUAUAUGCGGUUUUUCCAACUAAAAGUUAUAGAAUUUGCUUUUAUGUUGUCGGCCACAUUAUGCUCUGCUCAUUAUAUUAUUAUAUAUUAAUAUUAAGUAGGUAUUUGACUUAUUGCAAUUUGAUAGCUUAAAAGAAAAACAAAAUUUAUUGUUAUAUACUAUUGAUUAGCUAUUGAUUUAAAGUAAAAAAUAUACCUAAUCACCUGCCAACAGAACGUCAGGUCAUCUACGUCAUACUCACGCCAUUGAGGCAUAGGGCUAAACUAAAACACAUUGCAUAUGUAUCAUAUAUUGAGCAGACUCAUACCAUUCAGGCAAAGAACUAAGCUAUAACACAAUAAAUUAUUUAUAUUUUAAUGUUAUCUAACAAAAACAGUAGGAAUUGUUACGUAGUUUAAAAUAUGUUUUUUUGUUACAAAUUUUAGCAAGAUUUUUAAUGCACAUGCAUGGUAUACACAUACAUACAUACAUAAGUAACUA
This is a messenger RNA of Condylostylus longicornis, 6561 nucleotides long. RefSeq names its product probable WRKY transcription factor protein 1 (gene sals). The record is from RefSeq and is a predicted model, not a curated record. Gene Ontology annotation, molecular function: actin binding. Bases 715 to 5556 code for a protein of 1613 amino acids. Lineage: Eukaryota; Metazoa; Arthropoda; Insecta; Diptera; Dolichopodidae. The transcript has 14 exons.